AUCCUCUCACACCUGGAAAAAAAGAAGCAAAACAUGUUCAACAUUACAUUCGAAAAUGGAACAGAGGUGGAUCUGAGAAACACAGCGUACGCUCUGGUGUUUGGAUCUGUUACGAUGCUGGGUCUGCCUCUCAAUGCUGUGUCGCUAUGGAUUCUGUUGCGCAGCCACAGCCUCAAAUCUCCCAGCAACAUCUUCAUGGUCAACCUGGCCAUCUCCGACCUGCUGCUUGUAAUCACCCUGACCAUGAGGGUCUACUUUUAUGCCACAGGCACUUGGCCUCUGGGCAACAUGGCAUGCAUCUGGAUCACGAUGCUCUUUCGCAAUAACAUCCGCUCCAGCUCCAUCUUCAUCACCUUCAUCAGCAUGGACCGGCUGCUGGCUGUGGUUUAUCCUCUGAGGUCACGGCAUCUUCGCACCUCUUCCAACGCCUCGAAAGCUGUCGCACUCGUUUGGCUGUUUGUAUUGGUGGUGAACAUCCCAGAGGGUCUGGAUUUUGCAAGAUCUUUGAAAAGUUACAAUGUAUCCACCUGCUUUGAAUUUCGUCACAAGCAGCUGCACAGACCAGCACUGGCUUAUUUUCAGCCUGUGUUAGUGCUCACCUUGCUGGCAGUCAAUGUCGUGUCCACUGCUCUGGUGUCUUGGACUCUGCGCAGACAUCUCAAUGACUCUGCAAGGAUCAGGAACAAGGUGAAUGUCAUGCUGAUUUUUGCCAUGAACUUGAUGAUGUUCAUCAUCUUUUUCUUGCCUGUGUCACUCCUUGUUUUCUUUAAAAGCUGGGGACCUGCUCGCACGCCACUGAUAUGUCUUGCAAGUGUAAACUGCUGUCUGGAUCCUUUGUUGUAUUACUUUUCUUUUGAUGGUUUCUGGAAGAGAAAAGAGGAUGUGGACACUUCUGUCGCAAGGGAAUAGUGGCUGAUAAAAAUAGACAGGACAGGUUGCAGUAAAUACUACUUAACCCUUUGAAACCUGAGCAAAUUGGCUUGAUUUCCUAAUCGUGGCAAGAAAGCAAUUAGUAACAUAACUUGACAAGAAAUGGCCCCAAAAUUAACAAAUAAUUAGUAAAAAGAGCCUAUAGUUACCUGAAAU
This is a messenger RNA of Plectropomus leopardus (leopard coralgrouper), 1086 nucleotides long. Its product is annotated as lysophosphatidic acid receptor 4-like. Gene Ontology annotation, cellular component: plasma membrane. Lineage: Eukaryota; Metazoa; Chordata; Actinopteri; Perciformes; Serranidae. Gene Ontology annotation, molecular function: lysophosphatidic acid receptor activity. The record is from RefSeq and is a predicted model, not a curated record. Gene Ontology annotation, biological process: positive regulation of Rho protein signal transduction; phospholipase C-activating G protein-coupled receptor signaling pathway.